This is a messenger RNA of Alligator mississippiensis (American alligator), 1350 nucleotides long. It is a transcript of the gene PMVK, whose product is annotated as phosphomevalonate kinase. The record is from RefSeq and is a predicted model, not a curated record. Gene Ontology annotation, molecular function: phosphomevalonate kinase activity. Gene Ontology annotation, cellular component: cytoplasm. Lineage: Eukaryota; Metazoa; Chordata; Crocodylia; Alligatoridae. The transcript has 5 exons. Gene Ontology annotation, biological process: cholesterol biosynthetic process; isopentenyl diphosphate biosynthetic process, mevalonate pathway. Bases 354 to 977 code for a protein of 207 amino acids.
AGCCGGGCGGCUCCUCGGCCCCAAAUCCGCCCCAUGCCUGCCCCCUCCGUCCUCUGCUGCCAGGCAGGGCAGUCCCCAGCGCAGCCCCCGGGGUUCCCGGAUCCCGGCUGCAGGUGCUCGGCGCUGCACACGGCCAAGCCGCGCUAGAGCCGGCAGAGGGCGCCGGGGAGCCCGGGGGCGGGGCCUGGCCUCGAAGCCCCGCCCACGAAGAGGCUUCUCCGUCGAUCGGCCCCGCCCCCCGGCUGUGCCAUUCCCCACGCGGGCCGCGGUGGCAGCAGUGUCAGGCGGGGGCGGGGCUACGCGGGCCGUACCACGUCGGGGGGGGGCGGCCACGUGCCCUCCCGCCGCAGGAGAUGGGCCCUCCCGGGCGGGGACGGCGCGCCCGAUCCGGCGCGGGCCGCAGCGCCAUGGCCGGGGCCCCGCGGCUCGUGCUGCUGCUGAGCGGCAAAAGGAAGUCGGGCAAGGACUUUGUGGCGGAGCAGCUGCGGAGCCGGUUGGGGCCCGACGUCUGCGCCGUGCUGCGGCUCUCGGCGCCCCUGAAAGAGCAGUACGCUCAGGAGCACGGCCUGGACUUCCCGCAGCUCCUGGGCGCCGGCGACUACAAGGAGCGGUACCGGCAGGACAUGAUCCGCUGGGGCGAGGAGCGGCGCCGGGCCGACCCCGGCUUUUUCUGCCGGGCCGCGGUGCGGGGGGCCGUGCAGCCCGUGUGGGUGGUGAGCGACACGCGGCGCCCGUCGGACGUGGCCUGGUUCCGGGCCGCCUACGGGCCGGCCGUCCGCACCGUGCGCGUGCAGGCGUCGGAGGAGGCGAGGACGAGCAGGGGCUGGGCCUUCGUGGCGGGGGUGGACGAUGCGGAGUCCGAGUGCGGUCUAGACCAGGGCCUGGCCUUUGACUGGACCCUGCACAACGACGGCGACGCCGCAGCCCUGGAGGGCCAGUUGCGGGCCGUGCUGCGGGCCGUCCAGGACCAGCUCUAGCGGCGCCGGGGCCCUUCCCUGCAGUGAAGCCGGAGCCGCUGGGCCACGCCCAGAAAGCCCGAGGCUGGGCCGUAGAGCAGGGGUGCGGGGCUCCUUGGUGCUAGCUCUGGCCCAUGACGGGUAUCCUGGAGGGGGCUGAUCCCUGCAGGGCAGGGGCAGGAUGGCAGGAUGCUGAACGCCGGUGGAGCAGGGCCCGGAGCGGGGUGUCCGGCAGGUGGGGGGCAGCUCCCGGGAGAGUCGCCGGGGCACUGGGGCGGGUGUCGCUCCCUUGCCUUCCACCAGGGGUCAGGGCGCCCCAGCCGUGCGUGGGCCCGGGGUUCCCGGGCUGCGCUGCUGGAGCUGGUGUCGCUGCAAUAAAGCUGAUGGCUGAGAA